Molecule: messenger RNA, 501 nt
Organism: Malurus melanocephalus (red-backed fairy wren)
Lineage: Eukaryota; Metazoa; Chordata; Aves; Passeriformes; Maluridae
Gene: RPS5
Product: ribosomal protein S5
Exons: 3
Biological process (GO): ribosomal small subunit assembly; translation
Cellular component (GO): ribosome; cytosolic small ribosomal subunit
Molecular function (GO): mRNA binding; structural constituent of ribosome; rRNA binding
Source: RefSeq, a predicted model, not a curated record
CACAGCAUGACCGACUGGGAGACGGCUCCGGCGGUGACCGAAACCCCCGACAUCAAAUUGUUCGGGAAAUGGAGCACGGACGACGUGCAGAUCAACGACAUCUCCCUGCAGGAUUACAUCGCAGUGAAGGAGAAAUACGCCAAAUACCUGCCCCACUCGGCGGGGCGUUACGCGGCGAAGCGGUUCCGGAAGGCACAGUGCCCGAUCGUGGAACGUCUCACCAAUUCCAUGAUGAUGCACGGGAGAAAUAAUGGGAAAAAGCUGAUGACGGUCAGGAUUGUCAAACAUGCUUUUGAAAUCAUCCAUCUGCUGACUGGAGAGAAUCCCCUGCAGGUGCUGGUGAAUGCCAUCAUCAAUUCGGGUCCCCGGGAGGAUUCCACUCGGAUUGGCCGCGCCGGCACCGUUCGGCGUCAGGCSGUCGAUGUGUCCCCCCUGCGCAGGGUCAAUCAGGUACAAAUCUCUAAAAUUCCCAAAAAAUUCCCAAAAUUCCUGGUUUUCCCC